Molecule: messenger RNA, 432 nt
Organism: Vicia faba (fava bean)
Lineage: Eukaryota; Viridiplantae; Streptophyta; Magnoliopsida; Fabales; Fabaceae
Source: the annotation of a GenBank genome assembly
AUGCACUUUCACAUUUAUUUUCCUUACUUUAACAACCAACAUGACUUUGUUUCAUCAAAAUCAAAUCCAAAUAUGUUCCCAAACUUAGAUCUCAUUCUCUUAGCUCUUCUUCAUGCCUCAUUCGUUUUCUUUCUUCUUCUCAUAGUUAUCAUCUUCCUCUUUUUCUUUCUCUUAUUUGUAUUCUCCCUAGCACUCUUAUCAAUUUUUCUAAUAGAUUUGCAUCAUUAUUUCUAUGUUCUUUAUGAGUAUUUUGAAAUUGUAAAAGGUGAUAUUGAAUUGGGUUUAGUUCUUAUUCUAAUUAGCCUCAUUCAUCGUGGUGUUGAGUUUUUCUUGGUUUCAAAACCAAUCCAUAAACGCAAGUUUGAUAGAUUUGAAGUGAAGGCACAACAAUAUUCCACAAGUCACAAUCAUAUCUUGAAGAUUAUACAAUAG